Molecule: messenger RNA, 1227 nt
Organism: Myxocyprinus asiaticus (Chinese sucker)
Lineage: Eukaryota; Metazoa; Chordata; Actinopteri; Cypriniformes; Catostomidae
Product: peptidase inhibitor R3HDML-like
Exons: 5
Coding region: 1-762 (253 amino acids)
Source: RefSeq, a predicted model, not a curated record
AUGAAUUUGGCCUGGGCUUAUUUGUUCUUUGCUGCCAUCUUGUGGUCAAUGCCGAACACGACAACAACACUAGCGGUAACCAGUUCAACAGAGCUACUUCACCUCAAUGAAGUUUCCAUUGAGGCUGCGCUGAACGUAAACAAGAACAGAAGCGACAUCAGCGCACCUCGAACCCGACGGAAACGCCAUUUCUCCAGCAUAGAUAUGACGGCUUUACUGGAUUAUCACAACCGCGUGCGCUCACAGGUCUUCCCACCUGCAGCCAAUAUGGAAUACAUGGUGUGGGAUGAGAGACUGGCUAAAUCUGCAGAGUCUUGGGCUUCACAGUGCAUGUGGGAUCAUGGACCACCUCAUAUUAUGCGGCACACAGGACAGAACUUGUCCAUCAUCUCUGGAAGAUACAUAUCAAUCACUGACCUGGUAAGAUCCUGGUACGAUGAAAGACACUCUUUCUCCUUCCCCAAUAGAUGCAGUGGAUCUGUCUGUUCACACUAUACUCAGAUGGUGUGGGCCAGCAGCAAUAAGAUUGGGUGUGCUAUCAACAGGUGUUCAAACAUAUAUGUGUUUGGGAGCAUAUGGAAACAAGCCACCUUAUUGGUUUGCAACUAUUCUAUCAAAGGUAACUGGGUAGGAGAGGCUCCAUAUAAGUCAGGAAAACCAUGCUCUUCAUGUCCUUCAAGUUACGGAAGUUUAUGCAAUAAAAACCAGUGUGACUUCAGAUCAAAAUCUAGAAAAAAUGUAAAUGGUUUCAAAGGCUUGUAAAAUGUUCACACUCUGCAGGAAACAUGAAUGCUUAGUUCCCCCAUUAUUAUAAAUCAAUGAAUUUGAAAGAAAAAUAUUUUAAAAAAUUAGCCAAUUGAACGCAUUUCACUUUAUGCUGUAAGGUGUAUGCGGUCUUUAUUAAAAAUGUUUUAUAUAAUAGAAAACCACUCAAACAUACAUUCAUGAUGUGUUUCUUCAAGAAGUAUAUUACUCAGUGGAUGUCUUAAAACAGCACUGAACAGCACUGAACUGCUGUGAAAUGUGCAGUUAAUCAAAAAUUGGUCCAUUCAUCACUAACUGAAAAAUUAAGUCAACUGUUCUUGCAUCAAACUUUAUUUCUGACAUUUUUUUUUACUUUUAUUUUAUUUUUAUAUCUUCUUUGAUUUGUUUUCAUGUUCAAUGUCUUUUCCAAGGCCAUGCACUGUUAUACCUAUAUUUUUUGUACUAAGUUGAAUCGCAGUGACA